Messenger RNA from Trichophyton benhamiae CBS 112371, 1458 nucleotides. RefSeq lists its product as uncharacterized. The record is from RefSeq and is a predicted model, not a curated record. The transcript has 2 exons. NCBI's taxonomy places the organism in Eukaryota, Fungi, Ascomycota, Eurotiomycetes, Onygenales, Arthrodermataceae. Bases 1 to 1458 code for a protein of 485 amino acids. Gene Ontology annotation, cellular component: mitochondrion.
AUGGUCGACUAUUAUAGGUUCAACGAGCAGCUUCGUCUUGCAGAACGCCAUGUGCAGUUUAAUCAUGAUGCUCUAGCUACCGUCAUAUGCCAAUCUACCGGUCGACCGGAAUCUGAUCUUAUCUCGAUAACGAAACUCGCAGAAGGUGGCUUUAACCGUGUACUUCAAGCUACGUUCAAAGACGGCUAUACGGUUCUUGCCAGGAUUCCUUACCACUCGAUGGUACCAAAGCGCUUUGCCGUUGCCAGUGAAGCUGCUACCCUUGGCCUACUACACUCGCGUGGUUUACCAGUUCCAAGGGUUCUUGGCUAUUCUGCAAGCAAUUCAAACUCCGUUGGCGCUGAAUAUCUACUUUUAGAAAAAAUCAACGGUAGCCCUCUCGGAGACCGGUGGUUUACCAUUGGUAAUAAGACUCGCGCCGAAAUUAUGAAGCAGAUUGUCGCGGUCGAGACGCGGUUCAUGUCUAUUACAUUCCCCGCAAGCGGCAGCUUAUACUACCGUAAAGAUCUCACAUCAUCGGAACCCAAUGUGCUAUUACCCGAACAGACCACUGCCGAUGAUAUAGCCGUUGGCCCUAUUGCGCAGUAUGAAUGGUGGUAUAAGGAACGAGAAUCGUUAGACGUCGAUCGUGGCCCAUGGGAAACGUUUUCAAAGUGCUUUGAAGCUCCAGCAAAACGUGAGAUUCGAUUCUGUAAAGACUUUGGAAAGCCUCGCCUCCAUGUCGAGCGGUACCUGCGCGAAUUGCACAAAUUAAAAGAAAUGACGCCGACUGCCCACGUCCAAGUAUUGUCGCAAUACCUGCAACUUGCUCCUUACUUAGAAAUACCAGCAGAACACCCUUUCGCUCGGCCGGUCCUCCGACACCCAGAUUUUUCACCUAACAACAUCUUGGUUAAUUCGGAAAACGAAAUAGUAGGAGUCAUUGAUUGGCAACAUGCAGCCGUUUUACCUCUCGGUUUAUGCGCAAACAUACCAUCUUACUUCCAGAACUGGGGUGACCCCGUGUCAGAAAGACUUGCAACACCUAUGGUUAAACGGCCUGAGAAUUUCGAUACACUGAGCGAGGCUGAACAGGAAUCUAUAAAGGAAACUAUGCGGAAACAGAUAGCCCACUUUUACUAUGCUGCUUUGACGAUGAAGCAACUACCUGACCAUUUUGACGCGUUGAGAAAUUAUAACUCAAUGCUUCGAGCAAAGCUUUUCACCUUAGCUGGGGCUCCCUGGGAAGGGGAUACAUUAUCCCUCAAACACGCAAUGAUUGAAGCAUACGAGAAAUGGCCAAUGCCUCUUGAAAAGUCAUCAUACCCAAACGUGGUUAACUGCCCUGUCCAAUUUACUCGGGAAGAAAUUCUCAAACAAAUGCGUGACAGACUUUGCGCAGGAACAAGAAAAGCUACAAGAGUUUACGGAAAUGAAGGCUUGCGCGAAUGUCGACUCAGUGGGGUGGGUUCCCGAUGA